CGCCAUCCGCAUCGCCAUGUGCCAGAACCUGGGCUACAAUGUCACCAAGAUGCCCAACCUGAUGGGACACGAGCUGCAGGCGGACGCGGAGCUGCAGCUCACCACCUUCACCCCCCUCAUCCAGUACGGCUGCUCCAGCCAGCUCCAGUUCUUCCUUUGUUCGGUCUAUGUCCCGAUGUGCACAGAGAAGAUUAACAUCCCCAUAGGUCCCUGCGGCGGCAUGUGCCUCUCCGUCAAAAGAAGAUGCGAACCCGUUUUAAAAGAAUUUGGAUUUGCCUGGCCGGACAGCCUGAACUGCAGCAAAUUCCCACCCCAGAAUGAUCACAACCACAUGUGCAUGGAGGGCCCAGGAGACGAAGAGGUUCCCCUUCACAGCAAGACCUCCUUGCAGCCUGGAGAAGAGUGCCACAGCAUGGGAUCUAACUCGGAUCAGUACAUCUGGGUGAAGAGAAGCUUGAACUGUGUCCUGAAGUGCGGCUACGACGCUGGUCUCUACAGCAGGUCAGCUAAGGAAUUCACAGAUAUCUGGAUGGCCGUGUGGGCCAGUCUUUGCUUCGUCUCAACUGCCUUCACAGUCCUGACCUUCCUGAUUGAUUCAUCCAGAUUUUCCUACCCGGAGCGCCCAAUCAUAUUUUUGAGCAUGUGCUACAAUAUUUAUAGCAUUGCUUAUAUUGUGAGGCUAACUGUGGGCCGGGAAAGGAUAUCCUGUGAUUUUGAAGAGGCAGCAGAACCUGUUCUUAUCCAAGAAGGUCUUAAGAACACAGGAUGUGCUAUAAUUUUCUUGCUGAUGUAUUUUUUUGGGAUGGCUAGCUCCAUCUGGUGGGUUAUUCUCACAUUGACGUGGUUUCUGGCUGCAGGACUCAAGUGGGGCCAUGAAGCUAUAGAAAUGCACAGCUCUUAUUUCCAUAUUGCAGCCUGGGCUAUCCCCGCGGUGAAGACCAUCGUCAUUUUGAUUAUGAGACUAGUAGACGCAGACGAGCUCACCGGUCUGUGCUACGUUGGGAACCAGAACCUAGAUGCGCUGACGGGCUUUGUUGUCGCUCCGCUUUUUACCUACCUGGUCAUCGGGACUUUAUUCAUUGCAGCGGGACUAGUGGCCUUAUUUAAAAUCAGGUCUAAUCUCCAGAAAGAUGGAACUAAAACUGACAAACUGGAAAGGCUGAUGGUCAAAAUCGGUGUCUUUUCAGUGCUGUACACCGUCCCAGCAACGUGUGUCAUUGCCUGUUAUUUCUACGAAAUCUCCAACUGGGCCAUUUUCCGCUAUUCGGCAGAUGAUUCCAAUAUGGCAGUGGAGAUGCUCAAAAUCUUCAUGUCCCUCCUGGUGGGUAUUACAUCAGGUAUGUGGAUCUGGUCAGCCAAAACUCUGCACACGUGGCAGAAGUGCUCGAACAGACUGGUGAACUCAGGGAAAGUGAAACGGGAGAAGAGAGCAGAUGGUUGGGUGAAACCUGGGAAAGGGAAUGAGACUGUGGUAUGAGAAAAGGACGACAGCCCGGUGGUCUGCUCUCCUGUGAAGGACUGAUCGUGUGUAAGCAUUGCUGUGUAAAUGUUGGGAGUAGAGUAGGGAGACGGUUACACAACCUGUCUCUGGGGGAUGGAAAAAAAAGCCUUAAAGAAUAAAAAGCAAAAAGGUCAUGCUGCAGAUACAAUAGCCAUAAACCAUGCUGCCCAAAAUAGGAAAGCCCAGGGGGGCUUUAAAAGCUGUGAAAUAUCCAAACACGUUAUCUUCCUUUUUUUUUUUUUUUUUAAAGCAGGAUGCAAUAUACUGAAGUCUUUAGAAGCUGAGGGACUGUAGCCCACAGCUGUGGGAGCUUGUUUUCUUUUCAUCGUCUUAUAGCUGAUGGAGGAAAGGUGGUCUGGGGCCAAAUUCUGGGCUGAUUUAGGGUCCAGUUAUCAGAAGAUGGAGCACCCAGGACCUCCGUUAGAUGUCUUCUUUCCGAGUUCAGCAUCGUGAAGGAAGCGCCUGCCGAGGGUUGUGUCUUUGUGCCCUGGGGAAUUCUGUUGCUCCUAUACGUUGCACAAAUCAGCCAAGGAUCAGGUCCUCCGGCAAAUACCAAGUGAACUCUCCAGGUCUGAGAGUUACACAUGAUGAGUAGGAUUUAGUGAGGUAUUAGUGAGGAUGAUUCUUUAAGUCAUCUGAUGGUCUAAUAAUAAUUUUGACUGAUUUACUGUCUGUAACCUGGUCUGAAUUGAGAGUUGACUCUGCCUUGAGCAGGAAUUUGGACCUCCCUAGGUCCCUUCUCACUGAAUUAUUCUAUGGUUCAAUCAAUAUUUCUAAUUUUUUAAAAGCUUUACUCAAGGCCAUUGUCAGCAGUAGAGGAGUCUGGGAGCUGGGAAACUGCGUAUGGUCUUCUGCAUCGAUUAUUGUUAUCCGUCUGCCUCCGUUCCUGUCGCUUCAGGUGCUCCUGCUGUUUCCAGUGAACUACUUUAUUCUGCUGCAUUUAAUAGCUUUAAAUAAAGUCUUACAUUAUAGUGUUCCUUCCUCCAGGAAAGAGAAAAAUGAGUUGAGGGUCUCUUCAAACAAUGCCAGUUUUCUCCAAGUAAACUUAUCUGGCUCUCUCUGGAGACCAAUUGCAUGAAGCAAUUAAGUCUUAAUAUAUUUCAUUCCAUGCGAUGGUAUCUCUGCAGACGCCAGUCUGGGGAGAAGCGAGAUGUUAAGUUCCUUGGCAACCUCAUGUUCACACAGAUCAGUUGUAUAAUUAUGUGUGUCAGUUACAAUUAAAAGAACAUUCUCAGCCCAUGACAUCGCAGUACAGCUGACUGCCUCACAACGAUGCUCCGAUUGCUCACUGACAGCUAUGGAGAUUUUUUUUUUUUUUAAUAUAUAUGUACAUGCAGAAUGUGAGCAGUCCUUCAGUCCCCAGUUUUUGUAAAGGGAUCCCAAGAGAAGAGAUCCAACUUCUUGGUGAAUAAUGUUGUUUCAUAGCAACUGUUGAGUUUUCUUAUCCUUUUAUUUGAGGAGGCGUCAGCUUGUGCUCACGGGGAGCUUGAACCUUGUCCUUUGAAGGACCUUCGGUUUUAUCUGUGUGCCCUAAACUUUUGCUUCAUUUGUUUGUGUGGAACCUGGUCAGCUGCGGAGCAUCCCGCCGGUGCCCCAACUCGCACGACCUUCGGGAGCAGCUGAGAACAGACACUGCUUUAUUACAGUCCUUGCUUUUCACACAGGUGCCCCAUGUGCUUCCCAAACCACAAUUCAUUCCAGCUCUGGCCAUGAGCACUAAUCUGUCCCAGAAGCAUGUAUUGUUUCAAUGUCAAUGUUGAAACAUGUGCUAGAGCACUUUUUUAAAAAAAAAAAAACACAAACCCCAAACAAACCCUAAUUGCAGUCUUUGCGGUUGGGCUCCCUCUCCAGCAGAACAAGUGACAACUUGACACAUUCUGCUCAAGACGCACAAGCAUUGUCUUGGCCAAUGUCGCAUACCAGCCGAGCCUUUUCAUCCACUCCAUAAAGUGUUUUGCUAUUAGUGUUGUGUUUGGAUCUGGUUAUUCCUCUGUGGACAAGGAGUUGUGCAAGAAGAUCUUCAGAUGGCCGAGCUUCUCCAUCGUGCGAUCUUUCUCCUGGCGCAGCAAGGGAUGUAAAGUCAGCAACUAUAUGUUGACUUUCAAGGGGUGAGGAUGCAAUAUGAGCCCUUUCUUGUAACCUAGUAUUGGGCUGUGCCAAGGUGUCACAUUCACUCAAGUGUCCUUCACUCUGGAAUGGUUUGGAUACUCUCCUGGCCGCUAUGACCCAUGUUUGACCUGACUGAUUCAAUAAACAACGUUUUUAACCAUGUUAUGUACACAGAAGUGAAUGUUAAGUAGUACAUUGUUAUCAGAUCCCUGCAUCUCUGCCUGUGACCCUGUGGACUGUGACAGACGGAUGUCCCCAGUGAUUUGAGACGUUGGAAAUGAGUUGGAUGAGGAUAGCACUGCGUAGCCCUAUGAGGGACCUGGGGGGGAUAUUCCAUUAAAGAGUGUGAGGGACUCAAAU
This is a messenger RNA of Gymnogyps californianus (California condor), 3970 nucleotides long. RefSeq names its product frizzled class receptor 4 (gene FZD4). The transcript has 2 exons. Gene Ontology annotation, molecular function: Wnt-protein binding; Wnt receptor activity. The record is from RefSeq and is a predicted model, not a curated record. Bases 17 to 1477 code for a protein of 486 amino acids. Gene Ontology annotation, biological process: non-canonical Wnt signaling pathway; canonical Wnt signaling pathway; retina vasculature morphogenesis in camera-type eye. NCBI's taxonomy places the organism in Eukaryota, Metazoa, Chordata, Aves, Accipitriformes, Cathartidae. Gene Ontology annotation, cellular component: plasma membrane.